This is a messenger RNA of Sitophilus oryzae (rice weevil), 5058 nucleotides long. RefSeq names its product synaptogyrin. The record is from RefSeq and is a predicted model, not a curated record. The transcript is spliced from 5 exons. The coding region runs from base 32 to 709 and encodes 225 amino acids. Gene Ontology annotation, cellular component: neuromuscular junction; synaptic vesicle membrane. NCBI's taxonomy places the organism in Eukaryota, Metazoa, Arthropoda, Insecta, Coleoptera, Curculionidae.
UACACUUGACUAACGUAGUGGUAUACAAAACAUGGAGGGUGCCGGAGCUUACGGUGGUGGCAAAGCCGGAGGGGCAUUUGAUCCUAUAAAUUUUGUACAAAGACCUCAAGUAAUUUUGCGAGCAGUUUGUUGGCUUUUCUCGAUUAUAGUUUUUGGAUGUAUAUCUUCACAAGGAUGGCAACCUGUAGACAAAAAAAUGACUUGUUUGUAUAACGGUGACGCGAAUGCUUGUAAUUACGGUGUUGGAAUCAGCGUUAUUGCAUUUCUGGCUAGUAUGGGUUUCUUGGUCGGCGAAUAUAUGUUUGAACAAAUGUCAUCAGUGAAAACACGAAAGCAUUAUGUACUGGCAGAUCUUGGAUUCUCUGGUUUUUGGGCAUUCCUUUAUUUUGUUGGUUUUUGGUACUUAACAAAUCAGUGGGGAAAAUCAAAUGAUCCGCCAAAUGGAAUUGGUGUUAGUAACGUUCAGGCAGCCAUAGCAUUUUCAUUCUUUUCCAUAUUUUCAUGGGCUGGCAGUGCGUUUUUCGCUUUCCAACGUUUCCGUCAGGGUUCGGACGCAGCUUUCGCCUCCAACUUUGAGGCAGAUAAUAUGCAGACAAACUAUCCAUCGUAUCCAGGUGGUCCUGACGUGGAACAGCAUUACCAAGAGCCUCCGUUUGCAACUGGACCCAAUGCAAGAGGACCCCCAGAUUUCCAGGCACCCGCCUAUUAAUGAUUCCCAGCUAGUCAAUAAAAAGCUGCCCAAAGAAGACAUUCGGAUGAUACACAUCCGAUAUUUAUUUAUAUUGAAUUACUUUUGUACUUAGACGGUACACAUACGGUUGAGAUUUUAUAUUUUACAUACUCAGUAUGUUUUAUUGCGUUGUUUAGAACCUUUUUUUCGCCUUUUUACGAUUUUUUAAAAAAAUAUUUGAGGCGUACUAACGUGUAUUUCGAAAUCGAGCCCAAAGUGUUGAAAGUUAUUUCUAUAGCAUUGUUCAAUGUACAGUAACUAAAUGUCUACAGUUAUAUUAGUAUUAUAUCAGCUUGUAGAUUGUAUUUUAAGGGUGCUUAUCGAUAUCUAGAUUUAGUUUGUGUGCACAUUACUGAAGUGACAAAAGUAUAUUAAAUGAUGACGUCUGUCUCAUAUCUUUGCUCUUACUGUUUUAACAACUUAAAACUGUUAUUUUUCUUUAUAUCUACAGGUUUUCUAGAAUAUAGAGUGCUACAGAUAUUGUCCGCGUAUUAUAUGAUAAUUAAUUGGUUUAAGUGAAAGUUGAUUUCAACAUGAGUUUUGGAUUGGGGUAAAAAUAACUUAAAAUAUCCUGUUGCUUCUAGAAGCAUCUAGCCCUACCGGUGACUGACUAUCCAAUCGACACCAAGUUUCACGAAUAAGUUUUGGAUACUUUGGUUUCAAUCUUUUUCUUCGGGAUUCUAUGUUUUUUCUUUUAAUAUUAAUGCAAAUUCUAUUGCUUUGACUGCCUUGAUUUUAAAAUUGACACAUUACCUAAUGAUUCCGUCUCUGAUCGUAAUUUCCGGAUAAUAAGUUACUGGUAGCAACUAGAAGCAAGUGUUUCUGCCAAGUAUCUGUCAAAUUUGACAUUUAAAAAAAUAAUUUAUCCAAAAAAAUAAUUAAUCUUAAAUUGGACUAACCUAUUUAACCAAAACAAUACAAGACAGGACAUUAUAUUUGUCUCUCUCAUUGCAUAGGCGAGAGAAAGAAGCAUAUAUGAAAUGUCAAACAUCCAUCUUGUCUCAAUUUUCCUUGUUUAUUUUGUUAAGAAAAGUGUUUUUCAGUAAAAAUUUUUAAUAUUUUUCUAUCCCCAAUCAAAGGGCAAGAGAGGGGGCGAGAACCUCUCACCUCUGCUCCAGCUAGGAGAGAAAAGAGCGUGGAUGGAAAGCCGUCCAACACCGGGAGGCAAUCAGGGACCGCUAUUGCUUGACAGGUGAGAAUGGCGGUGCUGCCAAAGGAUUACCCAGAAGUUGCACUGACCAUCGACCAGCAAACAGCUCUAGAAGAGACGAUACUGGACGAAAUCGUAGCGAGUAGAUUGCAACGCAACGAUCCACAAAAUGUGGAUCAGCCGCGUUUUGGGGGGUUACACUUUCGUGUGGACAUCCUUAUAGAUUGUGCAUCUCAAGAAUCGGCUGAUUGGUUGAUGGAGAGAAACGGCACCUAAGCUGAGAAGUGACAGAGGCCGGAACUGGUUGCAGUGGAUGAAGAAAACAUCCCUAAAGAGGCGACCAUCACGGCCUUUCUGUCGAGGAGCAAGGGGAAAGACACCACCUACCUGCUGAGCCUUAUUCAAGCUCAGGACUCCAAUGUAAGGUUAUUGAGUUGGCGAGUCAUCAACACGAGGGAGGAGGGCCAUGGUAAGGUCCCCGCAAUAGGAAUUGCUCUCAAAUACAAGGAGGCAAUAGAGAAAGAGGGAUAAGUCUCUAUUAUAGAUUCGGAACAAUAUCGGUAUCAGGUCUAACCUAUCCAGAACUACGAUACAGUAUUCUUUAUCCGCUGCGCUGUCAACGACUAUCAGCGCACAGCAGCGCAGACCUACACUAAAUCUCGGAAUUCUCGGACAGGUGACGGUAACGCCAGCUACAUCUCGGACAGUUUUUGGGCCACGAAAUCGCCCAUAAGGUUGCGCGUCUUCUUAUUUCUUCAAUCAACGGUAAAACGAGAGACUUAAGGGAGUUCUCAAGUCUGUAAUAGUUAUUUAUGUAUCAAGGAAAUUAUAAAGAUGUUAAAUUACCAAAGUUUCUAAGGAGAGACCAAGUUAAAGAGGUGUUUGGUUUGGUUUGGUUUGGUUUUGGAUUGGGGUAAAAAUAACUGCAAAUAUUUCAUCCUGUUGCUCCUAGAAGCAUCUAGCUGUACUGACUAUCCUGUUUCACAAAUAAGGUUUGGAGACUUUUGUUUAAAUAUUUUUCUUUUAAUUUUAGUGCAAUUUCUAUUCCUUUGAUUGCCUUGAUUUUAAAAUUGAAUAUUUCAUGUCAAAAUUUUCAGUCACAUGCAGUGUAAGCUCCGUAGCAAGAAAUUUCUUGCCUAGCCUAUGUUAUUUUUAUACAAUUGAUGAGUCACUAGACAGGAAAUAGUUACUGGCAGCAGCUAGAAGUAAGUGUUUCUCUGGAGUAUCUGUCGAAUUUGACAUAAUAGAUAGACUUGAUGACAUAAUAGAAAAAUAAAUGAUCAAAAAAUACUAAAUAAUAUCUUGAAUUGGGCAAACCUAUUCAACCGAAACAAUACAAGACAUGGCAUUAUAUCUGUCUCUUUCGUUGCAUAGGCUAGAGAGAAGCAUAUAUGAAAUGUCAAACGUCCAUCUUGUGAAAAGUGUUUUCAGAAAAAAAAUUAGAAGAUUUUUCUAUCCCCAAUCAAAGAGCAAAAAAGGCAGGAGAGGGAGCGAAAACCUUUCACCUCUGCUCCGGCUAGGAGAGGAAAAAACCAGGAUGGAAAGCCGUCCAACACCGAGAAACAAGCAGGGACGUAUCACAAGCUUUACCGCUAUUGCUGGACAGGUGAAAAUAUCGGUGCUGCCAAAGGAUUACCCAGAGGUGGCUCUGACCAUCGACCAGAAAACGGCUCUAGAAGAGACGAUACUGGACGAAAUUGUAGCCAGCGGAUUGCAACGCAACGAUCGACAAAAUGUGGGCCAGCUGCGUUUUGCGUUUGGGUUGGUUGAAAAUAUUCCUAAAGAGGCGACCAUCAGGGUCUUUCUGCCGAGGAGAAGGGGAAAGACACCACUUACCUGCAGAGCCUUCCUCAUUGGCUCAGAACUCCAAUGUAAGGAUAUCGAGUUGGGGAGUUAUCAGCUCGAGGGAGGAGGGCCAUGAUGAGAUCCUCACAAUAGGAAUUGACCUCAAAUACAAGGAGGCAAUAGAGAAAGAGGGAUAUAUGCUCUAUUAUAGAUUCGGGAAAACAUGGGUAUCAUGUCUAAGGAGACGACACCAAGUUAAAGAGGUGUUAACGUUAGGUAACCAAGUUAAAAAUUUGCCAUCGUGUCAAACAUCUGCUGUAAGUUGGCAUUCAUGUCCGAAAUUGUUUUACGCAAACUCGAAUAGUUAGCACGAAGAGCAUAGGUUUAUUAGGUAAUCUUUGGUAUUUAUUACGUCAAAUAUAGCAUAAAUAUAUUUAAACUCACCAGGGCAGAGACAAGCGAUAAAGUUCAUUGUAGAACAUUCGCCAAAAUUCACGGUAGACCUGAUAAGCAAGGACAGCAAUACAGUCAAAGCUCUAGUGGGUCUAACCUAACCUAACAGAGCAAUAUAAGCUGAAUGGGCACCUAAAGCUGAUGGGACAGACGGACGAACCCAUGUGUAGGUUCUGCCAAUCUGAAGAAGAAACGACAGAACACAUUUUAUGUCGGUGCGAUAGCCUGGCAAAUGUGCGGUUCUCGGUAAUAGGCAAUGAUAGGCCAUUGCCAGGGAGCUAUAUGGAGGGUUUAAGUUGCUAAACUUUAUGAAAAGGAUAGGACUGGAGAAUGUAAUUUAAGAAUCAGAAGAGAUCUGACUGAGAAGGUCGCAAUGGACCAGUCCGAGUGCCACCUCUAGGAAUGUAAUCUAAAUAUUUAAACGUCAAAUUUGAUGGAUACGACAGUCAAAGCAACAGGGUACCUAUUCUUAACCACGAUGAAUACGAAACUGAACUUGACACGCUGAUGAUGAAUGGCACGCUGGCAGUCAAAUUUUACCUAAACUAAUUAAUGAUAAAAAUUUAUAUUUGGACUUCUGUGGCACUCUAUGGUUAUGAUUUUAUAACAAAAAAUAUUAAGCAAUGUGUUAUUCUAAAUAUAUGUACAGUUAAAAAUACCUGCGCUUAAAAGUGGAUAUAUAUUAUACUCCCCAAAUAUGACAUAAGGAAUCUCAGAAAGUCUAUUUCUUUUAGUGAUAUAUGUUGCCAUGCAUGUUUACUUUCCCUUUAAAACAGUUACGUUUGUUUUUUCUUAUGUUUAACCAUAGUAAAUAUUAAUAAAAAAGUAUUUAAUCAUUCACCAUAUAGGUAUGACGUAAAAGAUGAGUCUCGUAAUUUAUGUAUUUAUAAAAAUGACACGAUAGAUCUGAUAUAAAUAUUCACAGGGAUUUCUUAAAAAA